UUAAGGUUCAGAUAUCUAUGGAAACUCUUACACAGCGAACCGCACAAUUUAGAGCCAUAGAACGACGACUUUUGACUAGGUUUAAGGACAAGACUCCAGUUCCCCUGACCAACCUAGAUAUGCUACUGGAGGGAACAUAUAAACAGGUUCUGUUGUCCUGUGAUCAGGUUGAAAGCAUGCAUCGAGAUCUUGAUAAAUCUAGCGCUAACCUUUCAUGUAUUAUCAGAUUACUGUUGAUGUUGGCUAAACUAAGCUUGGGAUUAGAUGAUGCUGAACUAGAAAAGCUUGAAGCUGCUCUCCCCCCUGUAAUACAGACAGGACAGGACCAGGGUUGGGAGGAGACAACAGAUGCUGGUCUAACCUUCCUGCUCCGAACCGCUCUAGCCAAGGCAGGCAGAGAAAAUCAAGGAGCCACACCCAUCACUCUAGAGUAUCCUAAGGAGAUAUCAAGACUCAAGAAGCACGUUUCCUCUGUUAUGGACAGGAUUAACAAGGGCAGCAAAGUUCAAGAUAUUAACGUUCUCCCUGAUUCCUCACCGUUCGUUCAUGAAGUUAUUAAAGAUGAUUCUUUUGAUACUGAAGCUUUAGAGGUUGUGGGUAGAAGUAUUCCCGAGAUGACUCCAGCAGGAACAAGGUUUGGAGAAUCUGGAGAAAGAAUAAGAUCUGCCAGAAUCCGAUCAGCUCGUUCUGCCCGAUCUGCUCGGUCAUCAUCUAGUCGGUCAUCUUACUCCCGUCCUACCACCAGUUCCUCUAUGCGUGGACAAGCUGGGGACAUACCUCCUGAUGGUCCUGUAGACCUAGAGGAACUAGAGAGGAACCUACCUCCCCUACUCCCCCAGAGCCUGGAGAGAAAGAAUAUUGAGAGUCCUGCUGAGAUAUUUGCUACUCCCGCAGCUGCAGAAGACGACAUUUGGUAAAAUCAACUUGAAAUCACACCACCAGCUGCUGAAGACGACAUUUGGUAAAAUCAACCAGAAAUCACAAGCAGCUGCUGAAGAAAAAAUUCGGUAAAAUCCACCAUGAAAUCACACCAGCAGCUGCUGAAGACAACAUUUGGUAAAAUCAACCAGAAAUUUCACAAGCAGCGGCUGAAGAUGAUAUUUGGUAAAAUCACAAGCAUUACACAUCAGUAGAAGAAUUCAACACCAAAAAAAA
Eurytemora carolleeae is the source of this 1155-nucleotide messenger RNA. Its product is annotated as protein PTHB1. The record is from RefSeq and is a predicted model, not a curated record. Gene Ontology annotation, cellular component: membrane; BBSome. The coding region runs from base 18 to 917 and encodes 299 amino acids. Gene Ontology annotation, biological process: cilium assembly. Lineage: Eukaryota; Metazoa; Arthropoda; Copepoda; Calanoida; Temoridae. The transcript is spliced from 11 exons.